AUGCGCGAACUAAGCGGCGUGGACGACGCCGUCAGGGACCGCAAGCGGCUCGGCGUGGACGUCGAGGAGGACAAGGGCAAGUUCCGCGCCUCCUGCACGUUUAUGGGCGACCGCGGCGCCAUCACGAGCGUUGGGCCGUGGCGCAAGGCGAGCGAGAAGGCCCGGCAGGACGGUGAGGAGCUGGAGGCGGCGUUCCGCAGCGGCGGCGAGUCCGCGGUGCAGGCCGCCAAGGUUGCGCUGCUGAGGCGCGCGGCGCAAGAGGGUGGCCGCGAGGAGUACAAGCCAGAAAACGACCUGAAGCCCAACGACACCAGGUUCCCGUACCCAACUGAGAUCGAAGGACCGUCCAAGGUCUCGAGCAGCCUUGGCGGCUAUCGGGCCGUCUGCACGUUCCCGAACGCGGCCAGGCCGACCUACGAGGGCGCCAAGCCGCGGAAGCCCAUCCCCGUGAAGUGCCCGUGGCGGCUGGGCCCGCGCGCGCGCGCCGCCGCGGAGGCGGACGCCAAGGUGUUGAACGACGCGUUCAGUGCGAAUGGUGACUCUGCGAUGCAGGAGGCAAAGCGGACCAUGUUCAAGACCGCGGACGCCGACGCCACGGCUGCUCGGAUGGGACGCGGGAAGGACGACACGCUGCAGAAUAUAUGCGCGAG
Molecule: messenger RNA, 650 nt
Organism: Prorocentrum cordatum
Lineage: Eukaryota; Dinophyceae; Prorocentrales; Prorocentraceae
Source: the annotation of a GenBank genome assembly